Striga hermonthica is the source of this 1956-nucleotide messenger RNA. The record is from the annotation of a GenBank genome assembly. Lineage: Eukaryota; Viridiplantae; Streptophyta; Magnoliopsida; Lamiales; Orobanchaceae.
AUGUCUGGAAAUCACCCUGCCGCCGGCGCCGAAUCUCUCGCCGGAGAUAGCUCCAUGAAGCCUCCACCUCCGCCGCAGAGGCCGUUUGUCAUGGCAGACCUGAACGUUGACCCGCCUGAAGCAGAGACCGAAGCUUUUCCUUCUCCGUCGUCAUCUGCUCCUGUUUCGAGGAUAACUACUGAUGAGAAAAUUAUAGAGAAAACGAGCUUGACGGACAAAGAUGCUGAGGCAAUGGAAGUGGAGGCACCCCAGUCCAAAAGAACCAUAAAAUGCCGUUCAAAGAGUGGUAAGGUGGAGUAUCCUCCUGAUAGCGGUGGAGCUGAAAUAGAUGUGGAUCAAAAUGUUCAAGGAGUUGCUUCUUUUCGUGAGGAAAAAGUUAGCAGCCUUAAAAAUGGACUGAUUCAUGUUGCAAAGAAGAUGCCAAAAAAUAUGCAUGCUCAUUUUAUACUUGGUUUGAUGUAUCAAAGGAUGGGUCAACCUCAAAAGGCUAUUUUGGCCUAUGAAAAAGCAGAAGAGAUAUUGCUUCGAUCUGAAGAAGAAAUUGACCGACCAGAGUUGCUCUCUGUGGUUCAACUUCAUCAUGCACAGUGUAUAUUGUUAGAAAGCUUGGAAAAUUGCAGUUCCGAUAAAGAACUUGAACCCCAAGAACUGGAUGACAUUUGCUCCAAGCUAAGGGAAUCGAUAGAGUUGGAUGUUAGACAAGCAUCUGUUUGGAACACGUUAGGUUUGAUACUUCUUCGAACCGGCCGCUCGCAGAGUGCUAUAUCUGUAUUUUCUUCAUUGUUGGAGAUUGCCCCUGACAACUUGGAUGGCCUUGGAAAUCUUGGGAUUGCCUAUCUUCAAGGGGGGUACUUGGAAGAUUCAGAAAAGUGCCUCCAAGAUUUGCUUAUGAAGGAUCAGAACCAUCCCUCAGCAUUAAUAAACUAUGCUGCCCUACUUUUAUGUAAGUAUGGCUCAGUUACUAAAGGUGCUGGGGCUGCAGGCGAUGCUCAGAAUUCUGAGGAUCAGGUGGCAGCUGCUGAUGUUGCUAAGGAGUGUUUAUUAGCAGCCGUUAAAACUGACCCUAAAGCAGCUCAUAUUUGGACGAAUUUGGCCAAUGCAUUUUCUUUGAUAGGUGAUCACAAAAGUUCUGGAAAAUGCUUGGAAGCGGCUGUAAAGUUGGAUCCAAAUUGUUUAGCCACUCGAUAUGCUGUUGGGGUACACCGAAUAAGAGAUGCUGAAAGGUUCCAGAACCCUAACGAGCAGCUCACAUGGGCUGGAAAUGAGAUGGCUUCAGUACUAAGAGAAGGAGAUUCCACAUCCACUGAGCCCAGCAUAGUGUGGUCAGGACUUGCUCUGGCCCACAAGACCCAGCACGAGAUUGCAGCAGUAUUUGAGAUGGAUUCCAACGAAUUAUUGGAAGUUAAAGAACGUGCCAUGUACAGUCUAAAGCAGGCAAUAGGAGAAGAUCCGAAUGAUGCUGUCCGGUGGCACCAAAUUGGGCUUCAUUGUCUCUGUACACAGCAGCUUAAAUUGUCGCAGACAUAUCUCAAGUCGGCAGUGGCUCGUCUCAAUGACUGUGUUUACACAUGGUCAAAUCUUGGUAUCUCACUUCAGCUAUUGGAAGAGUCUUUACAAGCUGAACAAGCAUACAAACAUGCCCUAUCAUUAGCAACAUCACAACAAGCCCACACUAUAUUUACCAACCUUGGCAACUUCUACCGACAGUUGAGAAAAUUCGAAAGUGCAAAAGCAAUGUUCAGCAAGGCUCUCGAGCUGCACCCUGGUUACGCACCUGCGUAUAAUAAUCUCGGUCUCGUGUUCGUGGCCGAGGGUUUCUUUGAAGAAGCCAAGUUUUGCUUCACCAAGGCAAUCGAGUCGGACCCGUUUCUGGAUGCUGCCAAAUCUAACAUGACCAAAGCCAAUGGCAUGUCCAAAACGGACAUGAACUUUCGUCCGUGUCGAAUGUCCGAGUAG